AUGACUGAAAGACGGAGAAGACUCAACCCAAAGAAACAUGCAUGUAGUAUUAUUUCAUUGGGAACUGAUCAGCACAACACAAUUGAACAAAGAUACAUAAACGAGUACAAAGGUCGUGGAGUAUUUGCGAAAGUAAAUAUCGAGAAAGGAAGUUUUAUUUUAGAGUACAAAGGACGGCUAAUCACAGGAAAAGAUGCUGACUCUUUUGGGGAACAAGAUAAUACAUAUGUGUACUAUUUCAAACACAAUGGAAAAAUUGUUUGCAUUGAUGCCACUGAUGAUGAUGGAUCUUUUGGACGCUUGGUCAAUGACAGUGCUGAUCCCAAUUCAAAAAUGAAAAAAAUUGUGCUAAAUGAUACUCCCCACCUAUGUUUGUUUGCAAUAAAAGAUAUAAGGAAAGAUGAGGAGAUAACCUAUGAUUAUGGAGGAAAUAACCUCACCUGGCGCACCACUCAACUCGCGAUAAAUGAUGACCCUGCGUUUGCUUCAAGAAACUUAACAGUUCAAGACCAUCUGGAGUCAGACAUCCCGAUAAAUGAUGACCCUGCGUUUGCUUCAAGUAACGUAAUUGUUCAAGACCAUCUGGAGACAGACAUCCCGAUAAAUGAUGACCCUGCGUUUGGCUCAAGAAACUUAACAGUUCAAGACCAUCUGGAGUCAGACAUCCCGAUAAAUGAUGACCCUGCGUUUGCUUCAAGAAACUUAACAGUUCAAGACCAUCUGGAGUCAGACAUCCCGUGUCAGAAGCAUAAUAUGGUUGUUGAACUUUUUUCUGGCCUUGACAAAUGCUCAGUUUGCUUUGGACCGUUUGCACCUAUUAGAUGGACUGGACUUAGAUGUAAACUCUGUUCUUCUGUCUGGCAUAAAGCUUGCCUGGUCAAAACCACUUCUGAUGAGCAGAGACUAGAAUCAUGGAUUUCAGUGUCACAGACAGUGAUAGUGAUGAGGAUUGCGAAAACAGAUCUUCAGGCAAAUCUUCAGGUGGAAUUAAUGUAUCCUGCAGCAAUGAAAUUAGCCACCACUCUAAAGCUGCCAGUCCAAAGAAAUCUUCACUAGAAGAUGGUGUACCUGAUACCACACUGACAAGAAGGAAAGUGGUUCGGAGGCCAUGGACAACAAAGGAGGUCCUUGCUGUAAUGAGGCAUUUCAAACCACAUAUAUUGAAGGGUCGUUUGGCUUCAAAAUUGGAGUGCGAGAAAUGCAAGAAAGCAGAAUAUCCCAUUUUAGAAGGGCGAACUAUUCAAAACAUUCGUGACUUUGUUAGGAACAAAGGAAGCAGUUUGCAAAAGCACGCUGAAUUGUAAAGUGGCUAACAAAAACAGCUGUGCUAUUGUGAUAAUUCUGCAAUUUUAUUGCAAGAAAUCCAAUGCAGGUUUAGUGUCUCUAAUUUAAUUCCUUGCUGGUCUUUUUGAAUGUACAGUGACAAGAUUUUAAAUGCUACUUUUUAACUUAAUUCAUUUAGAAAUUUUAAUUUACACCACUCUUUGGGGGCAGCACGGUGGCUUGGUGGGUAGCACUGUUGCCUCACAGCAAGAAGGUCCUGGGUUCGAUCCCCAGGUGGGGCGGUCCCGGGUCCUUUCUGUGUGGAGUUUGCAUGUUCUCCCCGUGUCUGCAUGGGUUUCCUCUGGGUUCUCUGGUUUCCUCCCACAGUCCAAAGACAUGCAAGUGAAGUGAAUUGGAGAUACAAAAUUGUCCAUGAGUGUUUGAUAUAACUGUGUGUGAACUGAUGAAUUUUGUGUAAUGAGUCCUCUUUUAUUACUGUGCAAUAUUUACUUAUAUUACUUACUGUGACAUGAAUUGGAGAUACAAAAUUGUCCACGAGUGUGUUUGAUAUAACUGUGUGUGAACUGAUGAAUUUUGUGUAAUGAGUCCUCUUUUAUUACUGUGCAAUAUUUAUUUCUAUUACUUAAUAGAAAAUCCCAAAACACUUUCCAGAAUAUGAAAUGUAAUUUUUUUUUUCAGUCCUAUAAUAGAAGACAAUUUCAUCCAUGUUUAUAAUUAUUUAUCACCUGGUUUUAAGAUCCAAAAUCUUUAAGAAAAAUAUGUUCUGGUCAGAUAAAAAAACUUCAGUGUGUAAGAGUAUAACCUCAAUUAUUAUUAUAAUUUGUUUACAUUUGUGACUUGGCAGAAUGUUUGUUAAAGUAUGCACUGUGUUUAAUGUUUGUUACCGAAGUAUGCACUAUUUGAGUAAUGUUUAAUUGUUUAGUUUCUGUUGUUGCUAUUGCAGGUAUGCUUCUCAAACCCAUGCAUCACAUUCUUAUACUGUAUUUUGUGAAUGUAUUGAGUAAUCUUUUUAUUUAUUGCACAACAGUUUGCUGAUGAAUUUAGGUAUGCAAGACUUCUCUCUCUCUCAGCUCAAUGUUUUUAGACAAAAUAUUUUCUGUACUGUGAGUGCAGUUUUACAGUUCAACAAUAGCUUUACAUAGCCAUUAAAUAAAUUUUAAUAAAAUUUAAAAAGCU
Molecule: messenger RNA, 2460 nt
Organism: Trichomycterus rosablanca
Lineage: Eukaryota; Metazoa; Chordata; Actinopteri; Siluriformes; Trichomycteridae
Exons: 12
Coding region: 1-1056 (351 amino acids)
Biological process (GO): regulation of transcription by RNA polymerase II; regulation of DNA damage response, signal transduction by p53 class mediator
Cellular component (GO): polytene chromosome; nucleus
Molecular function (GO): transcription regulator activity; protein binding; histone H4K20 methyltransferase activity
Source: RefSeq, a predicted model, not a curated record